AUGACAGAGCAAAGAGAAAGAAUAUGGGACGUAUCACACCUCCCUAAGUGGUGGGUAUGGUACGUCUUCAUUGCCCUUCCUGAUGCUGCAAAGUCUUUCGAAGAUGAGAUGAGACAAGCCCUCGAGAUCCUUGAUCCUAAGAAGCCCAAGGGGGAUGGGCACAGUCAUAACGUGUAUGAUGAUUUGAAAUCGGUGCCUAAUGACAGAACUGGUCCAUACGGUCUGGUUGUGACAGUCUAUAUUCGCCCGGGAAGCUGUACCCCUGCAGACCGCAAGGGCCGCAAUAAAAGCGCCAAGUUAAUGAGAACAAAACUGUUACCAAAUAUGCCUAGCACUGAACCAGAUUUCGGUAUUUCAGCCAAUACAUGUAUAAGACGGUCCUCGGCAAUUCUAAGCUUGGCAUUGGAAAGGCUGUUGUCAGACUUCUUUGAGACCCAGAUCCAGUCCCGUAUUCUCAAACGUCCCUACUAG
Aspergillus steynii IBT 23096 is the source of this 471-nucleotide messenger RNA. RefSeq lists its product as uncharacterized. The transcript has 3 exons. Bases 1 to 471 code for a protein of 156 amino acids. The record is from RefSeq and is a predicted model, not a curated record. NCBI's taxonomy places the organism in Eukaryota, Fungi, Ascomycota, Eurotiomycetes, Eurotiales, Aspergillaceae.